Molecule: messenger RNA, 5782 nt
Organism: Drosophila pseudoobscura
Lineage: Eukaryota; Metazoa; Arthropoda; Insecta; Diptera; Drosophilidae
Gene: Pde11
Product: Phosphodiesterase 11
Exons: 16
Coding region: 98-4528 (1476 amino acids)
Biological process (GO): signal transduction
Molecular function (GO): 3',5'-cyclic-GMP phosphodiesterase activity; protein binding; 3',5'-cyclic-AMP phosphodiesterase activity
Source: RefSeq, a predicted model, not a curated record
GAAAUAUAAUUUACGUUUUGCUGCCGAAUUGCUCAAGUUCGAUAAAAUUCAAUUCAUUAAAACGGAGGGUCUAACAUUCGCAUUGCUGGCGGGCCCCAUGGGCCAAGCGGCAAGUAUGUGUCGAUUUCGUGGUUGUCGCUACAAAAAUAAGAAUAAGAACAGCAACAAGCAGCAGCAGCAGCAACAACAGCAACAGCAGCCAACACCUCUACCCAGUCCCCAAUUGCAACAUCAGACCGAGGCGGCAGCAACAGGCCUGCAUUUGCGGAGCAUUGAAGAGCCGGCGACGACCCCGUUGCGAAUGAAUGCGGAGCAGGGGGGCACAGGGUACGGCUAUGGCUACGGCGAGCACUCGCUCCUCCUUGCCACACGCACCGGUGUCCCCCUGCCACCAGCCGCACACCAGCCAUCACCCGCCCACCACUAUCAGCCGCUGAGCAGCAGCAGCAGCAGCAAUCAGAAUAAUAUUGGAUCUGGACCUGGAUCUGGAUCGGCUGCUGCGGCACCCCCACCAGCCCUCUCCUCCGCCUAUCCACAGCUGCAGCUGUAUGCCACACAGCCGUCGAUGCAGCAGCAGCAACAGCAGCAACAACAGCAACAGCAGCAGUGGCAACACCAGCAUCAGUCCUACCAGCAUCAUGCGUCGUCGUCGCCGCAGCACAGCAGACCCCCCUACGAUCCAGAGCAUGCGCGAAUGGAGGCCUGGCUGGAUGAGAAUCAGGAAUUUGUACAGGAUUAUUUUAUAAGAAAAGCCACACGUCAAACGGUGGAUGCCUGGCUGGUCUCCCAUGCCACCACGGCGGGCAAUGAUGUGGUCUGUUCCAGCAGCUCACCCACACAUCCCAAUGGACAGACGAGCUCCUCGCGUGGCGGCUCUGGAGCCACCACACCAGUGCGGAAAAUCUCUGCUCACGAAUUUGAGCGCGGUGGACUGCUGAAGCCGAUUGUGAACACUAUCGACGGGACGCCGACGUUCUUGAGCAUUGGGCCGCCGAUGAUGGACAACGGCGUGGGUGUGGGCGGAUCCUGUUCGAAUCUGCAGAAUGUGGGGGGCGUUGUGGCGGGUCAGUAUCAGUAUCACAGCCACCACCACGGCCACUCGUACCACCAUCAUCCGCAUCAGCAUCUGCACCACAGCCAGCACAGCCACUACCAGGCAGGCGGGGCGGUGGGCAGCAGCAGUUCGGGCAGCAUCAGCAGCGGUGCGGCAGCAGGAACCGCAGGCACUGGUGGCGGUGCUGGUGGUGGAGGCUCCCCAGGCAGUGGGGGCGGAUCCUCGUCCUCGUACCAGUUCUAUCAUUGCAUCCAGCGACCGCAGCGGCUGUCGCGCAACGAGCUCAAGCAACUCGACGAAAAGGAAAUCAUUUUUGAACUGGUAAAGGAUAUCUGCAAUGAACUGGAAGUCCGCACGCUCUGCCACAAGAUACUGCAGAAUGUCUCCAUUUUGUUGAAUGCGGAUCGUGGAUCGCUGUUCCUGGUGCAAGGACGCUGCAAUGGACCCGAUGGACUCAAGAAAUGCCUCGUCUCGAAGCUGUUCGAUGUGUGCCCCCGGAGCACCGUGGAGGAGAUGGAGCAGCAGGAGGAGGUCCGUGUGGCCUGGGGCACGGGCAUUGCCGGCCAUGUGGCCGAAAGCGGGGAGCCCGUCAAUAUACCAGAUGCUUACCAGGAUGAUCGGUUCAAUUGUGAAAUCGAUUCGCUGACCGGCUACCGGACAAAGGCCCUCCUGUGCAUGCCCAUUAAGGACUCCUCUGGGGAUGUGAUUGGCGUUGCUCAAGUCAUCAACAAAGUGAAUGGCGAGUGCUUCUCCGAAAUCGAUGAAAAGGUCUUUGCCUCGUAUCUGCAAUUCUGUGGCAUCGGACUGCGCAAUGCCCAACUGUACGAGAAAUCUCAAUUGGAAAUCAAACGGAAUCAAGUGCUGCUGGACCUCGCACGCAUGAUCUUCGAGGAGCAGAGCACCAUCGAGCACAUGGUCUUCCGCAUACUCACGCACAUGCAGAGUCUCAUCCAGUGCCAGCGCGUCCAGAUACUACUCGUCCACGAGGCGGACAAGGGCAGCUUCUCGCGGGUCUUUGACUUUGAGGCGAACGACCUCCGCGAGGAGGAGGCCACCUCGCGCACCAGCCCCUACGAGUCGCGUUUCCCCAUCAACAUUGGCAUCACCGGGCAUGUGGCCACCACGGGGGAGACUGUGAUGGUGCCGAAUGCCUACGAGGACGAUCGCUUCGACUCGAAAGUGGACGAGAACUCCAGCUUCAAGCAUCGAUCGAUCCUGUGCAUGGCCAUCAAGAACUCUUUGGGACAGAUUAUAGGCGUCAUUCAGUUGAUAAACAAAUUCAAUGAACUGGACUUUACCAAAAACGAUGAGAACUUUGUGGAGGCGUUCGCCAUCUUCUGUGGCAUGGGCAUUCACAACACGCACAUGUACGAGAAGGCCAUCGUGGCAAUGGCCAAGCAGAGCGUCACCCUGGAGGUGCUCAGCUAUCAUGCCUCGGCCACCAUGGACGAGGCCCAUCGGUUGCGUCGACUUCGUGUACCAUCGGCCGUACAUUUCCGCCUACACGACUUUAAGUUCGAUGACAUCCACUUUGAAGAUGAUGAUACACUGAAGGCCUGUUUGCGCAUGUUUCUGGAUCUCGAUUUUGUGGAGCGUUUUCAUAUUGACUACGAAGUGCUGUGCCGUUGGCUGUUGAGCGUCAAAAAGAACUAUCGCAAUGUUACGUAUCACAAUUGGAGGCAUGCCUUCAAUGUGGCCCAAAUGAUGUUUGCCAUUCUGACGACCACACAAUGGUGGAAGAUCUUUGGCGAAAUUGAAUGCUUGGCUCUCAUUAUUGGCUGCCUGUGUCAUGAUCUCGACCAUCGAGGGACUAACAACUCCUUUCAGAUUAAAGCCUCUUCGCCUCUGGCGCAGCUGUACUCCACAUCCACCAUGGAGCAUCAUCAUUUCGAUCAGUGUCUGAUGAUUUUGAAUAGCCCUGGAAAUCAAAUACUGGCCAAUCUCUCCUCCGAUGAUUAUUGCAGGGUUAUACGGGUGUUGGAAGAUGCCAUUCUGUCCACCGAUUUGGCAGUGUAUUUCAAAAAACGUGGCCCAUUCUUGGAGAGCGUGGAGCAGCCAUUGAGCCAUUGGGUGGGCGAGGAGCCGCGUGCUUUGCUGCGGGCCAUGAGCAUGACUGUCUGUGAUUUGUCGGCCAUCACGAAGCCGUGGGAGAUUGAGAAGCGUGUGGCCGAUUUGGUUAGCUCCGAGUUCUUCGAGCAGGGCGACAUGGAGAAGCAGGAGCUGAACAUAACUCCGAUUGAUAUCAUGAAUCGCGAAAAGGAGGACGAGCUGCCCAUGAUGCAAGUGAACUUUAUUGAUUCCAUUUGCAUGCCCAUCUACGAGGCCUUUGCCACACUCUCGGACAAGCUGGAACCUCUUGUCGAGGGUGUGCGCGAUAAUCGCGGGCAUUGGAUCGAUCUGGCCGAUGGAAGCAAAACUAGUCAGGACGAGGAAGAGGAAGAGAAGAUGGAGAAGGAUCAAAAGGAGCAGAAGGAGCAGCAAAUUGUGAUAUCGAAUGGUGACUGCAAGGCCGCGACGAUGAGUGAUGAUGAUGUGGCACAAGCCGAUGCUGAAGCAGACCAAAGCGUAAAUGGCACACUCACAGCGGUAGCCAACAGCAGCAACACAACUAAUAACCACAUUGCCGUCGUUGCUUCUCAUCCCACCAGCACCCAGCCCAGUGAUGAUGAUGAUGAUGCUUGUAACGAUGUGGUUGCUGCCGCACCAGAGGAGCAGGAGCAGGAGCAGGAGAGGAGCACUACAGAGAACGGUCAUGCCGAUGCUGAUGCCGAUACCGAAGUGGAGUCGAACAGCAGCUGCCUGUCCUCGGCAACCUCGUCGACAGCCUCCAGCCGUGCAUCCACGCCGCCGCCCACUGGCGAAGAUGACAGCACACCCGUUUCGCCCUCAAAGACGCUGCAGGCCCGACUCGUGGCAGCCAAUCUGAAUGCGUUGCAACGUCAGAGCACAGCCGCACAGAAGCCGCGCUGCAGGAGCUGCGACCAGUCGCAGCGCAGCGGCCUCCAGGUGCGCAAGACAAGCUCCCUGAAGGGGACCCAGGAUCUGGAGUCCAGGAAUGGCACGGCUGCUCUUUGCAAGAGCACGCCCAUGAUAAACAACCACAACCACAACAACCAUCAUCAUCAUCAUAGUCACAGUCAUAGCCACAGUCAUGCUGGUCAUUAUCAUCAUCAUCAUCAUCACUCGCAUCAGAAUCACCAUCCCAUAAUCGGUGGGGGCAUUGGCACAGCCAGCAUCGGUGGCAGCGGCCUGAUCAGCCUCAAUGCCUCAUCGGAAAGUGAUAGGAUACCAAAAAUUGUGGGUAAAAUUGGAAAUCUCGAUGGUCUGCCCUUUGGCAAUGGGUGCACACCGAAUGGUCAUGGAAUGCCGUACGGCAGCUAUCAAAACCAUCAUCAUCAUCAUCAUCUACUGGCGCGUCGUCAUUCGGAGACAAACAGCAAUGGGGGAGCCACCGCCUUGGCAGCUGACAAAUAAAUGAAAAAUACAUCCCAAUUAAAUAAUCUUCAAUAUGUACAUACAUACAAACAUCCACCAUCACUACACUACACUAUACAUAUAUGUACACUUCUCUCUCUCAUCUUGUAUAUAACAUUUUCUAUUGAGCAAGCAACAGUAUCGCAGUGCAGUAGAGGAAGAUAAUGAAAGAAAACGAAAACGAUAAAGAACAUACCAUAAGCAUAGCCUACACUCUAAAGAACUAUAUAGCAAAAAGCAAAAAGAUUCCUAUAUCCAUAUGUGUGUGUAUAUUUUUUGAUCUAUGUGUGUGUUUGUGUAUCUUCAAUUUUAGUCCAUACGAUAGAUAAAUCAUAAAUGAUAGAAUGAUAAAAUGAUAAAGCAAAGAAGUCAAAUUCUCUAGAUGUUUAAGCACAAAAAAACAAACAAAACAAAAAUUGUACCAAAAAAGGCAGAGUAGUGGAUUCUUAAAUGAGAAUUGCCCGUGUUGGCUCAUGUACAGUACUUGUACUUUAUAGAGCAUAAAGCAGCAUCCCUAAAGCAUGGCAAAAAGGAAAAAGUAUUGUAAUAUCCGCCUACCCCCCAUACAUAUACAUACAUAUGAUAUGAUACUAUGAUGAUAUGAUAUGAUAAUGAUUGUAUAACUCUUAUGUAAACGUAAACGUUAGUUGAAUUAUCUCUAUGGGUACCAAAAGUCUAACUUUAGUAGCAUUAACCAACCAACCAAGCAACCAACCGCCGCUUAGUCGAUGAAUGAUAAAUGAUUUACGAUAAACGCGCGACCCUUAGUUUUUAAUAUAACCUCUCCGGACACACACAAAGAACACAGAAGAAUACCAGAAGAUGAAAACACUAAGCGCUUUGAUUUUCCCCCUCUCUGCGCUCUUUUCGAAUUUAAAUAAUUGUAAUGUUACGCGAUAAUAAUAUACAUUAUGUAAUUGUAUCUAUGUGUUAUGUCGAUGGCAUACUAUGCAAAACCAUCCUUUGAGCAUCUAACCCUAACCCUAACUCUGACCAGCACGUCUAACGUUCUGUGUGUGUGCGUUACUUGGGCUAAUUGCCAUUACAUAUUUGUGCAGAUGCAGAUCUACGAGUAUAUAGAGUACAUAUGUAUGUAUAAUCCUUUCUUUAGAUUAAAUUGUACUUUGUGAGUUUUGUUAUUUAUUGUCGGCAUUAUAGAGAAUCCUCCUAUCGAAAAUACACAAAAUAUUUGCUGUAAUGGAACCCUGUUCAACAAGGCAAAACUAAAUAAAGCAACAAAAUAUAUUAAACAUU